ACGCCCUGAGUUGUAUGUAGCGUCACUUCUCUUGAUUAUUACGAGUUGAAAAUGACGAGAUUUGUUCGAGAAGGAAUAUUGCUGGCGCUUUUGGUCUCAUCUGUUAAUGGAGGAGGUCCAUAUUGUCCGAAUGGGGGUACGAGAGGGAACUGCUUGGAAGGACGUACUUGUCCAACAUCUUAUUCGUGCAUUGGGGGAUGCCUGCUGUCCCGAUGCUCCAAUUGUACCUGCAGCAGCUGCAGCAGCACCAGCACCUGCAGCAGCACCAGCAGCUACAUCUGCACCAGCAGCUACUGCAGCACCAGCAGCUACAGCAGCUCCAGCAGCUACAGCAGCACCAGCAGCUACAGCAGCACCAGCAGCUACAGAAGCACCAGCAGCUACAGCAGCACCAGCAGCUACAGCAGCACCAGCAGCUACAGCAGCUCCAGCAGCUACAGCAGCACCACCAGCUACAGAAGCACCAGCAGCUGCAGCUGCACCAGCAGCUACAGCAGCACCAGCAGCUACAGAAGCUCCAGCAGCUACAGCAGCACCAGCAGCUACAGCAGCACCAGUAGCUACAGCAGCUCCAGCAGCUACAGCAGCACCAGCAGCUGCAGCUGCACCAGCAGCUACAGCAGCACCAGCAGCUACAGCAGCACCAGCAGCUACAGCAGCACCAGCAGCUACAGAAGCACCAGCAGCUGCAGCUGCACCAGCAGCUACAGCAGCACCAGCAGCUACAGCAGCACCAGCAGCUACAGCAGCACCAGCAGCUACAGAAGCACCAGUAGUAAGGGUAGCAUCUGCAGCAGAACCUGCAACGGUACCUACGGGGCCAUGUGACGGUGCAGUUGGAGAAUGCAAGGGUAACGGGAAGUGUACUGAGGGCUUUAAAUGCAUAGAGUCGGUCUGCUGUCCCUUAGUGUGUCCGACACCAAGACCUGAUAAAAAGUGUGGUGAUAAGCCGAAGAAAGAUCAAUGCACCACCGAAGCCGACUGUCCACGAGGCCGACCGUGCUGCGACGACGGCUGUGGCCAAAUGUCAUGUUUUCAAGGCGAUAAGAAAGGAGAUAAGAAAGGCGAUAAGCCAGGUGAUAAGCCAGGCGAUAAGCCAGACGAUAAGCCCGGCCGCGAUAGGCUCCGCGGUUAGCCCUAUUUCAAGUUCGUUAUUUGUUACAAUAUACAGCAACGUGGUAAACCCUAGUGUAAUGUCGUUAUAUUUGACUAUGUGAAGCGGAUUUGCAAGACGCUUUAAAUCAGGACAAUACAGUGUUGGCACGUUGGAAUGAUAUGAACUCACACAUAAGCAACUCAACUCUUAAUAAUCGGAUUUUAGGUUACGCUGUAUGACUUUAUUUGCAUUUCAAAGCAUUUGCAGGUAAAUGCAGUUACAGAAUUACAUAAUAAAAUGCCAAUCGUCUAUUUGAACCAUGGAAAUAUAUGUUUGCCCCCCCCCCCCCCAAUCAUGUUACAAUAUUGCAAUUAUAUUAUGUUAUCCAUAAUCCCGACAGUAAUAAAAUAUAUAUUGUAUGCAAUAAAUCUGAUUUUAAUAAUAAUCUUCAAUUAAAAUUCCAUUUUAUGAAACAAAAUUUGAUUCAAUUAUUAAAUUUCAUAUAGUGUUUAAGCAAACACUAAUGCAGUACUAGUCUUAAUGUGAUAUAUUUAAAUGAAUAUCAUUCAGUUCUGACAAUGGUAAAGCAUUUUGUUUUUAAAUUUUUAAUCGACGUUUUGUUUCCGUUUUUAUUUAAAAAAAUUAUGGUCUGAAAAGGUUCAAUGCUGGUGUAGUUAAAAAGUUAAAAUUAAGGAAUUGCUACAAACCGUUAUAUAUGUGUUCACAACUGUUUCGUUAAACUCGCUCUCUUUUGUAGCAUUAUGACCAAUGCGAUAUUAUUAUAUACACGCUUACAAUCAAAAUCAGCUAUUUUGUAUUAAAAAAUAUAGAAUAUUGAA
Dreissena polymorpha is the source of this 1935-nucleotide messenger RNA. Its product is annotated as nematocyst expressed protein 3-like. Gene Ontology annotation, molecular function: peptidase inhibitor activity. The transcript has 3 exons. The coding region runs from base 107 to 1135 and encodes 342 amino acids. The record is from RefSeq and is a predicted model, not a curated record. Gene Ontology annotation, cellular component: extracellular region. NCBI's taxonomy places the organism in Eukaryota, Metazoa, Mollusca, Bivalvia, Myida, Dreissenidae.